UGUAUCAAAAUCAAGCUUCUUACAUCGCGAUUCAUCCUGGUUCUAUUAGAAUGACAAGGAAGCUGUUAUAUUCCCAAACAUGAAAACUGGGUAUCACCUGAUUUGAAAGUGGGAUAGCUUCUUCAUCCUAACUCCUAUGAGAUUUAUUCAACUUCCUAGUGAUUCUCCAUUACUUUAUAUAUCAAAAUCAAGCUUCUUACCGUUGAGAUGAGGAGAUGAGGAGUGGAUACAUUGAUAGAGGAAGAGUAUUGGGGUAGUCAGUAACUUUAGGAUUUACCACAGUAACUUUAGUUUUACUGUGGUAACUAAAGUGAGAAGAAGAGAAGUUACCUGGAUGGGUUAAAUUGGAGUCUAACUGAUGUUAAUUCUUUCUUAUCCUGAGUGAGACGUUGGAAGAGGAUAAGGAAGGAUAAGGGAUCACUUUGACAGCCUGUAUGAUGCUGGAAAGGAGAGGAUGCUUUUACACUAGUGCAAGCAUGUGAGAAAGCACAGCCAAGUGAUUCAAAAGGAGUUCCAGCCUGUCCUUUGACUCCACAUGCUUAUGCAUUUCGAAAACCCUUGUUGCUCUCUCUAUAUAUACUUGUAAACCUCAUCAGUUAUUAAUCAAUGGAGUUUUGAGUAUUCUCUCUCUACUUAUUCUCUUAAUCUCUUUAAUCUUACACAAGACAGUAUGAUUGUUCUUAAACUUGUUUAGAAACACUCUAAUACACAAAAGUGUAUAUGGUAUCAGAGCCAGGUUGCUUUAAAAGGAGAGAGUGAUUUCGUUUUUCUUGAGUGUUCUUGAGUGUUCUUGAGAGUUCUUGAGAUUUUUCAAGAGCUAGAUCCUUUAAAACUCAAGUUUGUGUCUGUUGGUGUUCUUUUGGAGAGUCAGCUUCAAGGGAGUCCUUUUAGGUGUUUGACAAGGUCAGAAGAGGGGUCUAGCUUGUGGUUAAGCUUGGCGUGUGAGAUUAGAAGCAUUUGAGGGAAGAUCUAGGCUAAAGAAAAUGGAGCUGCUUCAAUCUGGUACAACAAGGCGUGAAGAGAAGAAAGAGAGAGGGAUUGAGUGGGGGUGGUUCUCACAAAUGAAAACAACUCUGAAAAGGUGUGGAGUUUGGAGAAACCAUGAGAAGGAAGAGUCUUUGAAGGGUAAAGCUGCUGAGAAAGAUCAGACAGCAAGAGAAACAAGUGGAAAUUGCUUUAGUCUUGAAGAAAGUACACUGCUUGAGAAGAUUGAAGAUGUUUAUGAGAACAAGAUCAAUCUUAGGAGAGUGUAUGAAGUCAAGAAGGUGAUCAGUGGAGUUAAGCAAGGAAGAUAAGAGUUCAAUAACCAUGUGAGGAAGCUACAACACUUGUGGGUUGAACUACAAGGGUUGAGAUCCCAUGUGGAUGGGGAUGCUGCACCAGAGCAAGAGAUGGUCUUGAAGCUCUUGGCGAGCAUGGAGUCAUCAUAUGGGUGGCUGGUGGAUAUGGUUCUAAGAGGGGAACAGCUUCCGGAAAUGGAAGAGAUCUGUGUGCUUAUAAGAAGGGCGUAUGAGGUAAUGAGAGAUGAUGAGAGGCUAACCAUGAGUAGGAGUGAGAGCUCAUGGAAGCCAACUGGGAGUAGGAGUGAGAGCUUCCAGAAGCUAACCAUGAGUAGGAGUGAGGGCUCAUGGAGGCUAACCGGGAGUUGGAGUGAGGGCUUCUGGAAGAGAAGGAGGUGCAGAAUGCUAUCCAAAGCUUAUAUCAACAUAAGAAAGGGUAGGAAGAGAGUUGUGGGAGAGUGUUCUUACUCAGCCUACAUGGGGGAAUCAGUAGAGGACAGUGGGGUGUUAAAAGAGCAGGAGAAAGGGAGUGGAGCUGAUGAUCGCAUCACCAGGAAGGAAUGGAGAGUGUUCAUGGAACAUGUACAAGCCUUAGCAGCAAAUUGGGACAUCCUCAUGCUAGGGCAAUUGAAUUGA
This is a messenger RNA of Brassica rapa (field mustard), 1916 nucleotides long. RefSeq lists its product as uncharacterized. The record is from RefSeq and is a predicted model, not a curated record. NCBI's taxonomy places the organism in Eukaryota, Viridiplantae, Streptophyta, Magnoliopsida, Brassicales, Brassicaceae.